GCCCGCUCGGCUCCGCGCUCGGCCCGCGCUCGGCCAUGCAGCGCCGGGGCGCCCUGUUCGGCGUGCUGGGCGGCGGCAGGAAGAUGGCUGCGGGCGACGUCGGCGAGCUGCUGGUGCCCCACAUGCCCACGAUCCGCGUGCCCCGCUCCGGGGACAGGGUCUACAAGAGCGAGUGCGCCUUCUCCUACGACUCCCCGAACUCUGAAGGUGGACUCUAUGUAUGCAUGAAUACGUUUUUGGCCUUUGGAAGGGAACAUGUUGAAAGACAUUUUCGAAAAACUGGACAGAGCGUGUACAUGCACCUGAAGAGACAUGUGCGAGAGAAGGUAAGAGGGGCAUCUGGUGGAGCUUUACCAAAAAGGAGGAAUUCCAAGAUUUUUUUAGAUCUAGAUACUGAUGACGAUUUAAAUAACGACGAUUUUGAAUAUGAAGAUGAAGCCAAACUUGUUAUAUUCCCAGACCACUAUGAAAUAGCACUACCAAAUAUUGAGGAGUUACCGGCCCUGGUAACCAUUGCUUGUGAUGCAGUUCUCAGCUCAAAAUCUCCAUAUAGGAAGCAGGACCCAGACACAUGGGAAAACGAAUUGCCAGUCUCGAAAUAUGCCAAUAACCUUACCCAGCUGGACAAUGGGGUGAGGAUUCCUCCAAGUGGUUGGAAGUGUGCCAGGUGUGACCUGCGGGAGAACCUCUGGUUGAAUCUGACUGAUGGCUCCAUCCUGUGUGGGAAGUGGUUCUUUGACAGUUCUGGGGGCAAUGGGCAUGCCCUGGAACAUUACAGAGACAUGGGCUACCCUUUGGCUGUGAAGUUGGGAACCAUCACUCCUGAUGGGGCAGAUGUUUAUUCUUUCCAAGAAGAGGAACCUGUCUUGGACCCUCACUUGGCCAAGCACUUGGCACAUUUUGGAAUUGAUAUGCUUCACAUGCAUGGGACAGAGAAUGGGCUCCGGGACAAUGACAUCAAACCGAGGGUCAGUGAGUGGGAAGUGAUCCAGGAGUCGGGGACAAAGCUGAAGCCGAUGUAUGGCCCCGGGUACACGGGCCUGAAGAACCUGGGCAACAGCUGCUACCUCAGCUCAGUCAUGCAGGCCAUCUUCAGCAUCCCAGAGUUCCAGAGAGCGUAUGUUGGAAAUCUUCCAAGAAUAUUUGACUAUUCACCUUUAGAUCCAACACAAGAUUUCAACACACAGAUGACUAAGUUAGGACAUGGCCUUCUCUCAGGCCAAUAUUCAAAGCCUCCGGUGAAAUCUGAGAUCAUUGAGCAGGUGAUGAAGGAGGAGCACAAGUUUCUUAGCAAGAUAGUGAACGGCCUGGGAAGCAGCGAGCCUGAGGAUCUUUCCAGCUACGAGUUCUCCGGUGUGAAGGAGGGUGAUGAACUGAUUGCCUAUGAACUGACAAGAAGGGAAGCAGAGGCAAACAGAAGACCCCUGCCCGAACUGGUGCGCGCCAAGAUCCCAUUCAGCGCCUGCCUUCAGGCCUUUUCGGAACCAGAAAAUGUCGAUGAUUUCUGGAGCAGUGCCCUGCAAGCCAAGUCUGCGGGUGUAAAAACAUCUCGCUUUGCUUCAUUCCCUGAAUACUUGGUAGUGCAGAUAAAGAAGUUCACCUUUGGUCUUGACUGGGUUCCCAAAAAAUUUGAUGUAUCUAUCGAUAUGCCAGAUCUCCUUGAUAUCAACCAUCUCCGAGCCAGAGGGCUGCAGCCAGGCGAGGAGGAGCUUCCAGACAUCAGUCCCCCCAUAGUCAUUCCUGAUGACUCCAAAGCUCGUCUGAUGAACCAGUUGAUAGACCCCUCAGACAUCGAUGAGUCAUCGGUGAUGCAGCUGGCCGAGAUGGGCUUCCCUCUGGAAGCGUGUCGGAAGGCUGUGUACUUCACUGGGAAUAUGGGAGCCGAGGUGGCUUUCAACUGGAUCAUUGUCCACAUGGAAGAGCCUGAUUUCGCGGAACCACUGACCAUGCCUGGUUAUGGAGGAGCAGCGUCAGCUGGAGCCUCUGUAUUUGGUGCUACAGGGUUGGAUAACCAGCCUCCGGAGGAGAUCGUAGCUAUCAUUACCUCCAUGGGAUUCCAGAGAAAUCAGGCUGUGCAGGCACUACGAGCAACGAACCAUAACUUGGAAAGAGCACUGGAUUGGAUCUUUAGCCACCCUGAAUUUGAAGAGGACAGCAACUUUGUGAUUGAGAUGGAGAAUAAUGCCAAUGCCAACAUUGUUUCUGAGGCCAAGCCCGAAGGACCUAGAGUCAAGGAUGGAUCUGGAAUGUAUGAAUUAUUUGCAUUUAUCAGUCACAUGGGAACAUCUACAAUGAGUGGCCAUUAUGUUUGCCAUAUCAAAAAGGAAGGAAGAUGGGUGAUCUACAAUGACCACAAAGUCUGUGCCUCUGAACGGCCUCCCAAAGACCUGGGCUACAUGUACUUUUACCGCAGGAUACCAAGCUAAACCUCAGACAUACAAGUUGGCAAGAAGAAGCCAUAUGCCUUUUUAAUUUG
This is a messenger RNA of Octodon degus (degu), 2476 nucleotides long. It is a transcript of the gene Usp13, whose product is annotated as ubiquitin specific peptidase 13. NCBI's taxonomy places the organism in Eukaryota, Metazoa, Chordata, Mammalia, Rodentia, Octodontidae. Gene Ontology annotation, biological process: protein deubiquitination. The transcript is spliced from 20 exons. The record is from RefSeq and is a predicted model, not a curated record. Bases 36 to 2426 code for a protein of 796 amino acids. Gene Ontology annotation, molecular function: zinc ion binding; protein binding; cysteine-type deubiquitinase activity.